Bipolaris maydis ATCC 48331 is the source of this 159-nucleotide messenger RNA. The record is from RefSeq and is a predicted model, not a curated record. Lineage: Eukaryota; Fungi; Ascomycota; Dothideomycetes; Pleosporales; Pleosporaceae.
AUGGACUUUAUCUCAUUCCGCAGCGUCAAGUGCUUCCUGAUCUUUAUCUGUAUAUUGGGGAAAGACAUUAUGAAGUUAAAAUCCCGGAUCCGGGAAGACUCGAAGAAAGUUCGGAAACACAUGGCGCUCUCCUGGGACACCCAUUCUUCUUCGCUGUAA